Messenger RNA from Durusdinium trenchii, 1129 nucleotides. NCBI's taxonomy places the organism in Eukaryota, Dinophyceae, Suessiales, Symbiodiniaceae. The record is from the annotation of a GenBank genome assembly.
GCAAGCAGACUGUGUUUGACAGGCAUCGGUUGGUGGCAGCAUCCGGUUGGGACGCAUGAACGUCUUCGCCCUCAAGUGAGUUAAGGGUGGUGUUGUGUUUGUGUUGGUAAAGGGUAGUUAGUAGCCACCCGGGAAGUAGCAAAGGAGUACUUCAGGCCAACAUGCAAACUCAUUGCCCGUUUCUUCUUAUUCAAUUUGGAUGUCGCCGUGCCACCCUGAAUGUGUUCUACGGUCUUGCUUAAUUGAUAUGGGGUGGAGAGAAGAAAGGAAUCGGCGGCAAUGGCUGAUGACCUCCCCAGCACUCACAUCGCGUCAUCCCGAUCGAAAGCCACCUGUUAGACUGUCAGAUGUUGCCCUGAACAAUCAUGUCAAAAGUCAAGCCGCCUGAGCAGGACUGAGCUUGUGACUCGCGCCGCCCACCCAGCCAGUCAAACCUUAAGGUACGAUGGCAUCACGGCGUGGUCCUGUCCAGAGGUCACCCACCUUCUUCGUCGGCGCAGAGAAGCAAAAGAAGGAUUUGGAUGCCUUUCAACGCAGGGAGCAGCAACUUGCAGAGGUCUACUACAAGAACAAGCCUCUUUGCUUCAAUGCGUGCACAUACCAGAGGACUCAUCCGGUCAAGGCCAAUGCUGGACACCGUGAUGCGGAUGCCACGCUGGUCUCUCCUAUGGCGGUGGGUGUGGCUGACGGAGUAUCUCAGAUCGAGGAAUAUGGCAUUGACUCGUCAGAGCUGCCUACAGAAUUGCUACGGCAAUGCGAGGAGUUGGCUUUCGAUCAGUGCAUCGGCUCCACGACCUUGGUUCUAGCGUUACUUGACAAUUCCACCCGCAUCCAUGGCAAGCUGCACCCGAUGAUUGCUGUGAUCUCAAUUGGAGAUUGUGAGCUGGUGAUUUUGCGUCGGUUGCAGGGCCGGUCUGGGCCUUUGGAAUUGGUUUUCCACACUGAGAUGCAGCGGGUGGAUGGUCAUUGUCAGACACCCUUGCAGCUUGCUCGCGUGGAUGAACGCAUUGACGCGCAGUUCCAUGACAGCAUCACCGUCGAAGUGAUUGAGCGUGGUAGCGCUGUUCACUGCAUUUCCGCGUAUGCAGCGCGGCAUAGUGUGGCAGUAAAGUUUGAAUCACUUGGUUGA